Molecule: messenger RNA, 905 nt
Organism: Coffea arabica (coffee)
Lineage: Eukaryota; Viridiplantae; Streptophyta; Magnoliopsida; Gentianales; Rubiaceae
Biological process (GO): electron transport chain
Molecular function (GO): 2 iron, 2 sulfur cluster binding; electron transfer activity
Source: RefSeq, a predicted model, not a curated record
ACAAGUUUGCAUCCAUUUUGAAUGUGGAUGGAUAUGGUGAAUAAGGACAUGUGCUUACGGCGAACUUGGGUUGGGUCACUGCUAAAGCAUUGGUAGUAAGUGCUCUCAGCUGGACUCUUAUCUGUUCUUGCUAAGCCACAGAAGACCCCUCCUCAUCCGAGCCACAUUAGAGCUGCAAUCUGCUCCAAAACAAUAACAACCCUGUUAAAGAUGUCAAGCUCAAACCUUAAACUUCCUGCGAGCUGUGUGUCCAGUAACCCACCCCUUAACCAAAUUAAGAGUCCCUUUCUCAAGAGUCCCUCAUCCUUAGGAUCCGUAAGCAGCAUCUCUAAAGUCCGUGGUCUGAAGGCUAUGUCUGCCUCUGGUUUCCGGGCAUCUGCCAUGGCAGUAUAUAAAGUAAAACUGAUUCAACCUAAUGGUGAGGAAUGUGUGCUUGAUGUGCCAGACAACGCGUACAUCUUGGAUGUAGCAGAGAAUAAGGAAAUAGAUAUACCAUUUUCUUGCAGGGCUGGUGCGUGCUCCUCUUGCACAGGCAAGAUCGUUUCAGGAUCUGUUGACCAAUCUGAUGGAUCAUAUCUUGAUGACAGUCAAAUUAAAGCAGGAUAUGUGCUGACUUGCAUUGCUUAUCCGACUUCAGAUUGCGUGAUUUUAACUCACAAGGAGCAGGAACUUUUCUGACUACAAGUUCAGAUUGGGAGUCAUGCUUCAGGCUGCUAUUGCAUAUUUGUCGAACAAGUAGAUAAUGCCUCUUGUGCAUGAUCAUGAUUGAACUUCAACUGACAUUUCUUCAUUGCAUCUUCUUUGGUAGGCAGAAAAAGGAAGAGGGGUGGGGGUGCGCUUUCAAGUUUCAAUCACAUUAUUUCCCCUUCUUAAUCAGUAACAUAUUUUCCCUUCUUAAUCAGAAA